Messenger RNA from Macrosiphum euphorbiae (potato aphid), 273 nucleotides. The record is from the annotation of a GenBank genome assembly. Lineage: Eukaryota; Metazoa; Arthropoda; Insecta; Hemiptera; Aphididae.
AUGAAUACACCUUCUGCAUCACCUAAUAGCUAUCCUUGUACAUAUUUGUCUGUUGAAACGGUGACUAUUACAAAUUUGGGUGUUGACGUACUUGAUUGUAGUCAAACUGAUGAUGAUGAUAUUGACAAUUCCAUCGUUUGUAGAACUUCUCUACAAAAUGAAUCAACUCCUGAUGUAGCAGAUUUUGAUAAGCACAAACGUGAUCCAAUCUCAGAAGAUGAAAUGGCUACUCCAAAACUAAGAAAAUGUUGGUCUUCUUCGAGAAUCGGUUGA